AUGAACUUUGAGCUCCCUUCCGAGGUGAGGGACUACCUAUCACGGCUCGAUAGGUUCAUCAACGACACCAUCCUCCCUUUACAACGCACGAAUGAUAAUGACCGCUUCUUUGACCAUCGCCGCGAGGCCUCACGGACGCAAUGGACCAACCAUGGCCUACCGACCGAGGAUUGGGAGAAUUUGCUGAGCCGAGCCAAACAGCUGUCUGAUCGGGCAGGCUUCUACCGCUUCGCAUGUCCAAAAGAAUAUGGCGGGUCAGGCAAUGCUUCGCUCAAUCUAUAUAUGUGCGCUAUUCGAUAUCACCUUACCUCUCAUCCUGUGUACGGAGGCGGCGUCAGUCUGGCCAACGACCUACAGAGCGAACAUAGUGUUGUGGGCAACAAUCCGUUCAUUAUUAUGAUCUAUCACUACGGCACUCCAGAGCAGCGGAAGGAACUUAUUCCUGCCAGUAUUCGCGGAGAGCUCAGAGCUACAUUUGGAUUAACUGAAAUACACCACGGCUCCGAUGCCACCUAUAUGGAUACAACAGCUCGGGCUAUUACCCUUCCUUCAGGCGAACAUGGAUACGAGAUCAACGGGAAUAAAAAAUGGCAGACGGGUAUGCACACUGCCAACUACUGUAUUGUCUUUGCUCGGACUUCUGGUAAAUCCGGGGAUGCAAAGGGCAUUACCGCAUUUCUUGUACCUCGAAACUCUCCUGGGAUCACCGUUGCAUCGUAUGAGUGGACGUUAAAUAUGCCUACCGAUCACGCGACGGUUACAUUCCAAAAUGUUCGCGUUCCAGCGUCAGCUAUCCUAGGCCCCCCUGACAAUGGCCUAGCAAUAGCGCAAACAUUCACUCACGAGAAUCGAAUUCGUCAAGCUGCCUCAAGCUGUGGUGCUGCACGAUACUGCGUUGAUCGAAGUGUCGAAUAUGCCAAUCGACGCAAGGUUUUUGGAAAACCUCUAUCCGCCAAUCAGGCUAUUCAGUGGCCUCUCGUGGAACUCUCAACUCAGAUCGAGAUGCUUAGGCUAUUGAUUCUUCGCACGGCUGUGGAAAUGGACCAAGUCACCGCCCAGGCGACGGCAACCGGGAAAGCGCCGUGGAUAGCUAUUGAGAAACAACUCGGGCACAAGAUCAGUAUGUGUAAUUACUUUGCGAACCGGGUAGUUUGUCAAUCGGCCGAUCGGGCGAUUCAAGUCCACGGCGGCGAUGGAUAUUCGAGGCAUUAUCCUUUCGAGCAUAUUUGGCGACAUUUUCGACGGUACCGAAUUACCGAAGGAAGCGAAGAGGUACAAAUUCGGAAAGUUGCUGCCUACUUGUUUGGAUAUAAAACAACAGGGGAGAAAGAGACCAUCAAGGGCGAAACCAAGUUGUAG
Messenger RNA from Cladophialophora psammophila CBS 110553, 1359 nucleotides. Its product is annotated as acyl-CoA dehydrogenase. Bases 1 to 1359 code for a protein of 452 amino acids. The record is from RefSeq and is a predicted model, not a curated record. NCBI's taxonomy places the organism in Eukaryota, Fungi, Ascomycota, Eurotiomycetes, Chaetothyriales, Herpotrichiellaceae. Gene Ontology annotation, molecular function: flavin adenine dinucleotide binding. The transcript has a single exon. Gene Ontology annotation, biological process: fatty acid beta-oxidation using acyl-CoA dehydrogenase; butyrate catabolic process.